UUUUCCACGUGAAAGCUGAAAGAAAAAGUCGUGCAGGAAUUCAGAUGAACUCAAAUCCAGCAAUGGAUCAUCUAGAAGAACUAGUUGUACAUUUGCACGAAAUUCAAGCGGUUAAAUUCGGCAAGUUCCAAUUGAAGAGUGGUAUUUAUUCACCAGUUUAUUUUGAUCUAAGAGUGAUCGUUUCCUAUCCUGCUGUAAUGAACCAGGUCGCCAGUCUCUUGUUCCAGUGUGCAAAGGAUAGUGGAUUGAAGUAUGACACUGUGUGUGGUGUCCCGUAUACAGCAUUGCCAUUGGCCUCAAUCAUCUGCUCUUCCAAUCAAUUACCAAUGCUGAUUCGGAGAAAGGAAGCAAAGAAUUAUGGAACGAAGCGGCUUGUGGAAGGUAGUAUCAAUCCUGGAGAGACUUGCCUCAUCAUUGAAGAUGUGGUCACCAGUGGAUCCAGUGUCAUGGAGACUGUGGAGGUCCUCAAGAAAGAGGGCUUGAAGGUUACAGAUGCCAUCGUGCUGGUUGACAGAGAGCAGGGCGGCGAGGCCAGACUGGCAGAUGAAGGCAUUCGUUUACAUUCUGUUUGUUCUUUAUCAAAUCUUUUAGACGUUCUUUGCAAAAGGGGAAAAAUUGAUGCUGAAGUGGUACAGAAUGUCAACAGAUUUAUCCAAGAGAAUGGCACCUACACAUUCACAAAACAAAGUGGUUCAGCCCCGGCAAAGAAAAUGUGUAGAGAAAUGAGCUAUGGUGCCCGUGCUGAGCAUCCAGGAGUCCACCCAAUUGCUGCCCAGCUGUUGAAGGUGAUGGAAAAGAAGAAAACAAACCUGUGCAUGUCUGCCGAUGUCACCGACUGCAAAGAACUCCUCCAGCUGGCUGACACCAUUGGUCCGCACAUCUGUGUGCUGAAGACUCAUGUUGACAUCUUGCAAGAUUUCCAGCCAGAGGUGAUCAAGGAGCUGAAAGCAGUGGCAGAGAAGCACAAGUUUUUGCUGUUUGAAGACCGGAAGUUUGCAGACAUCGGGAACACAGUGAAACACCAGUAUGAAGGUGGUGUUUACAAGAUUUCUUCCUGGUCUCAUAUAACCAAUGCACAUGUGGUUCCUGGGCCUGGAGUUGUGAAAGGACUGAGGGAGGUGGGAAUGUCUCUGAAUCGGGGAUGCCUGUUGAUUGCACAGAUGAGCUCCCAAGGUUCAUUAGCUACUGGGGAUUACACUGAAGCUGCAGUUAAAAUGGCUGAAGAACAUUCUGAUUUCGUGUUUGGAUUUAUAAGUGGCUCGAAAUUAACUAGCAAGCCAGAGUUUCUUCAUAUGACACCUGGAGUACAGCUGCAGUCAGGAGGAGAUGGUCUGGGCCAGCAGUAUUUGAGCCCUGAAGAAGUAAUUGUUAAGAAGGGCUCUGAUAUCAUCAUUGUGGGAAGAGGAAUUCUGGCAGCCUCAGAUCGAGUGGAAGCUGCACAGACCUAUAGAAAAGCAGGCUGGGAGGCUUAUCUAAAAAGGCUUUCUGUGCCUGGAGAGCUGCCAUAGUCAGCAGAAUGAGUCCAUCCUGUAGUAAAGACGAUAAGCAACCAGGUUUAUAAGGCAGAACUUCUUUCUUUUGGCGCCUUUUUUCUGUGCCUACAACUUAAGGAAACAAAAUGUUUUAUUAUUUUUUUAAGUAUAAAUAAUACUGCAGACAAAUACUACUAAUGACAAA
This is a messenger RNA of Polyodon spathula (Mississippi paddlefish), 1677 nucleotides long. RefSeq names its product uridine monophosphate synthetase (gene umps). Gene Ontology annotation, molecular function: orotate phosphoribosyltransferase activity; orotidine-5'-phosphate decarboxylase activity. Gene Ontology annotation, biological process: 'de novo' UMP biosynthetic process; 'de novo' pyrimidine nucleobase biosynthetic process. NCBI's taxonomy places the organism in Eukaryota, Metazoa, Chordata, Actinopteri, Acipenseriformes, Polyodontidae. The record is from RefSeq and is a predicted model, not a curated record. The transcript has 6 exons. Bases 45 to 1508 code for a protein of 487 amino acids.